GCGUCCGUUGGCGUGCGCGUGUGUUUCGCUUUUUCAUUUUUCUCGCUUUCUUCUUCCUCUCUUCCCCCGACACACACACACACCCCCCGCGCCUCCGCAAUCUAAACCCUCUCCUCUCCGGCGAUGCUGACGCGUCGCCGCGCGGGGCCGCUCGUGCACGUGCUCCUCCUCCUCCUCGUCUUCUUCGUCCUCGCGGCGGCAGUCGCAUUCCGCUCCGCCGCCGCGGCGGAAGGUGCGGGUGCGGGGGAGGAGGAGGAGGAGGCGCGGGCGGAGGCGGUGGCGCGCGGGGAGGGCGCCGGGAAGAAGGCGGAGGCCGGAGGGGAGGUGGCGGGCGGUGCGGCGGCCGGGGCCGCGGCGGCCAAUGCCACGGGGAACGAGGGCAGCCUCGCGGAGAUGAUCGACCGCGCGCUGGAGAAGGAGUUCCCGGAGUCCGAGGGCGACCAGGGCGGCGGAGAGAAGGACCCCGGCAGCUUCAACAAUACGGUGGCUGAGAAGCAGGGUGUCCUUGAAACUGUGGCCAGAAGAGUAACAAAGAAGAAUGAGACCAAAGACAAUAAGUCAUUCCCAUUUAAGGAAGUUUUCUUGGAUCGGCCAGAGCAAGAGGAUGUUCCCACAUUGAUUGAUCGGAAGGAUAAUGUUUUUAUUAUAUCCAAUCCGAAGUCAAAAUACCCUGUGCUGCAAUUGGACCUUAGAUUGAUCUCGGAUCUUGUUGUUGUUAUUGUGUCUGCUACAUGUGGUGGAAUUGCCUUUGCUUGCCUUGGGCAACCAGUGAUCACAGGUUAUUUACUUGCAGGGUCUAUAAUUGGACCAGGAGGUUUUAGCUUUGUGAGUGAAAUGGUGCAAGUUGAAACAGUAGCGCAGUUUGGUGUGAUAUUUCUGCUGUUUGCUCUGGGACUUGAGUUUUCUACAGCAAAGCUUCGAGUUGUUCGUGCGGUUGCUGUUCUUGGAGGAUUGCUCCAAAUCAUACUGUUCAUGUUCCUCUGUGGUAUUUCUGCUACGCUAUGUGGAGGCAAAACAAAAGAAGGUGUUUUUGUUGGUGUUCUCCUUUCUAUGUCUUCGACAGCAGUGGUUCUGAAAUUUCUGAUGGAAAGAAAUAGCAUCAAUGCCCUUCAUGGCCAAGUUACGGUUGGCACACUCAUAUUGCAGGACUGUGCUGUUGGUCUUCUUUUUGCACUUCUUCCAAUUUUGAGUGGCGCAUCUGGUCUUCUUCAAGGUGUUGCAUCAAUGGCGAAGUCGUUGGUGGUACUGAUAACGUUCCUUGCCAUUCUCUCUAUCCUCUCCCGGACUGGUGUGCCCUGGUUUCUUAAGCUGAUGAUAAGUCUUUCAUCUCAGACAAAUGAACUUUACCAGUUGGCAGCUGUUGCAUUCUGCUUGUUAUUCGCUUGGUGCAGUGAUAAGUUGGGCCUCAGUCUUGAGUUGGGUUCGUUUGCCGCUGGAGUAAUGAUAUCAACGACUGAUCUUGCACAACACACACUUGAACAAAUUGAACCUAUUCGAAACUUCUUCGCUGCUCUUUUCCUUGCCAGCAUUGGGAUGCUAAUUAAUGUCCAUUUUCUUUGGAACCAUGUUGAUAUACUCCUUGCAGCUGUGAUUUUGGUGAUUACUGUAAAGACGUUUAUUGUUGCUAUUGUCGUUAAAGGGUUUGGCUAUAGCAACAAAACAUCUCUUCUUGUUGGCAUGUCUCUUGCACAAAUAGGAGAAUUUGCUUUUGUUCUUCUUAGCCGUGCUUCAAGCAUCCAUUUGAUUGAGGGCAAACUUUAUCUGCUGCUUCUCGGGACCACUGCACUGAGUUUGGUAACAACACCCCUUCUAUUCAAAAUGAUCCCGGCAGUGGUUCACCUCGGUGUUCUCUUAAGAUGGUUUUCUGUUGAGAGCAAUCAGGUGGAGUUGGGCCUAAAAAGUGAUGGCCUCCGCAUCGAUAGCGGCAAGCGCAUAAAUUUGAUAGUCCAAGGCUCACAUGACUCAUGACAUAUUUUGGCACCACGCAAAGCUUACCUUUUUUAGUGUGGCUUACGCUAAAACAGCUCCUGUAAAGUGUUUUCUUCGCAUGUACGAAAAGAGAUUUGUACCAUACAUGCACGGCCGGGGGGGAGGAUGUGGAACAUUUGGAGCGGAGGCAAAAGAAAUCAAUCUCGUUUCGGUUGUCUUCUUGAGAGGGGUUGAUCUGCGAGUGGUGCAAAUGGCAAAAAUAUAAUUUGCCGGUUUUGGGAGUGGAGCAGAGCAGCAUGGCAUGCCCUGGGACCAACGGCGGUCUCGUGCUGCGUCUGCUCGAUGAAGUGUAAAACCCCAGAAACGAGGGUUUUCUUUGUAACAUAACAAUGUAUGCUGAUUAAUUGAUUGGGUUAGCGAGAUGGUAGGGGGUUUAUUUUGGCUUGGUCGUUGCUAUGCCAUUGUAUUAUCUUUGUCAGGGUUUGUGUGCGCGUUUCUCGUCGCGAAUUUUGUUGUGUACUGAAUUUUUACCGUUAGCAUCUAACCUUUGACCCUUUUUACUUAGAAUAUCGUUAUGAUACACGUCUUUCUGUAGUUUUUUUUUGCCCUAUAGAAAUAAUUGAAACCCAUUUUGCAUCAUUGUAUUUGUAUCUGUAUU
Messenger RNA from Oryza brachyantha (malo sina), 2587 nucleotides. RefSeq names its product K(+) efflux antiporter 4-like. NCBI's taxonomy places the organism in Eukaryota, Viridiplantae, Streptophyta, Magnoliopsida, Poales, Poaceae. Gene Ontology annotation, cellular component: membrane. The record is from RefSeq and is a predicted model, not a curated record. The transcript is spliced from 20 exons. The coding region runs from base 124 to 1968 and encodes 614 amino acids. Gene Ontology annotation, biological process: proton transmembrane transport; potassium ion transmembrane transport. Gene Ontology annotation, molecular function: potassium:proton antiporter activity.